This is a messenger RNA of Dendronephthya gigantea, 681 nucleotides long. RefSeq lists its product as uncharacterized. The coding region runs from base 1 to 681 and encodes 226 amino acids. Lineage: Eukaryota; Metazoa; Cnidaria; Anthozoa; Malacalcyonacea; Nephtheidae. Gene Ontology annotation, molecular function: nucleic acid binding. The transcript has a single exon. The record is from RefSeq and is a predicted model, not a curated record.
AUGAGAUUUGCAGGAACUAAGCACAUCACCAGUUCACCAUUGCAUGCUCAGAGCAAUGGAAGAGCCGAAAAUGCAGUCAAGACAGCCAAGAACCUCAUGAAGAAAAGCAAAGAGGCAUGUAUGGAGUAUUUUAUCUCGUUGCUUAGCUGGAGAAACACUCCUACGGAAGGCAUGGAUACGUCCCCAGCUCAAAGAAUGUUUGGACGAAGAACUCUGACACAGUUACCGACUGCUGAACCAUUACUAAAGCCACAACCAGCGCCAGUUGAUGUAAGAAAACAAAUUCUGACAAGGAAGGAGAAACAAGCAUCCUAUUACAACAGACAGACAAAGGAGCUUCCAACGCUGAAAGAAGGUCAAGUGGUGCGAAUUACCCCUCAACCAAAUGAUCGAGAAAAGAAAUGGAUAAAAGGUCAGGUAACAAGAGAAGCGGGUAUCAGAUCUUAUGAAGUGAUAACUGAGGAUGGCAGGCAGUUCAGGAGAAAUCGUAAACAUUUGCGUGCUUCUAAGGAACAGUUUUAUCAGCCAGACAAACAACCUCCACCUGUGUCACCAUCAUCAACACCACCUCCAUUAACGCCGCCAAAGUUGCAGGUCCAACAUGUUGUUAGCCCUGGGAAAGCCAUCAGUGGAGUGACAAGGAGUGGCCGAGUAUUCAAACCGCCAAGUUGCCUAGACUAG